GAGUCACGCACGAUUUUACAAGGAAAAAUCGACGCGAUCGGAGCAAUAUAACCAAGGUUAUGGUCGAGAUAAACCGGGAGCCCCGAUAAGACGUGGACCGUCGCUGCGGACGGACGAGUGCGCGGCUGGCGUCAGGCCCGCUCGGAUCUUCCACGAAGGUGUCGAGCUGUCGAUUACGCAUCUCCACUUGCUGGGACAUCGUUCUACGAUUGGAAUUUCAGUGGAGGCCAUCGCUCGGUGAUAGUCUCGUGAACGUCGAGAAAAGUUGACUCGGAAGAGUCGAAUCAGUUGAUUCGAAAGAGUUGGAAGAGUUGACUCGGGGGAUGUUAACUCUCUGUUGCUUAAAAACAAUGUAAGCUCGAUCCAAACGAAGACAACUAGCCUUCUAGAACAUCGAAUACACCUGGGUUCGAGGUUAGCUUAUGGUCAGUUUGACGUGCUGUGAAAUAAACUUUGUGCAAUAGAUGGUUGAUCCUCGAUCGCCAAGUGUUUGAUGGUUCGUGAACUUCGAGGCUACCUUUCCAUCGUAAGGACCGAGUAAGACUGAGGGCGAUAAAGUGCUAACUCUUCGUUUCCAAGUGACUUUGUUCGAGGCCUCGAUGCUCCAUCUUUACAACUCCAAGGACCAAAUAGAAGUUGCGAUUUCAUUUUCACCUCGGCACACCGAGUAAAACUCACCAAGUGGAGUUCGAGGCCUCGAUGAUAUCCACCUUCGUGACAACUCCAAGGACCGAAUAAUCUUCGCGUGUCUACGAAACUAAAUAAAUAUCCACGCGAGUUGCCCCUUGAAACUUGAUAAAGUUCACGUAGAGGGUUCAUCCUAACUCUGUUCGAUUGUCGAUGCUCCAGCACCUUUCCGACGACUCGAAGGACCAAAUGAAAUCGCAACAGUGACUCCGUAACUUGAUAAAGUUCACGUAGAGGGUUAAUCCUAACUCUGUUCGAGGCCUCGAUGGCCCAGCACCUUUCCUACGACUCAAAGGACCAAAUAAAAUCGCAACAGUGACACCCGUUCGAGGACUCCAUCCUUCGAAAAGCCUUCCACUUUGCCCUGGUGCGAUAGACGAUACCCCCGACCGGCUAUGAAUCGCAUGCGACCCGAGUCGCGUCGUUUCGGGAGCCGUUCGAGUUCAUUGGUCAUCGACGACGGCGCGUAAACACGCGAAGCACGCGCGCAGCACGCGCGCAGCCCGCGUCACCGAUUUAUUGACGGUAAAUCGCGCCGGGUUUUCUUCUCGCGGUACUAUUUACAAACAAACGUUAGAUCCAGGAACGGCGCUCGUAAGCAUUCGCAAGCGUUCGUUCGCCACGCUCAGUGAUCCGCGGAACAGAGACGUCGGCGGCCGGUCCUGGCCGCGAUACGCGAUCGUUGAACCGACAAGCGCGCUCGUACAAAGUCAUCGGAAGGUGACAAGAGUGGCCCGAUCGCCAUCGGCAUCUACUUCGCGUCAGCGCCGAAGAGAUUACGACGGGAACUUUGGACGAUCGAUCGAUAAAGAGGCGCGAACCGAUCGUUUCUUUUUUUAUUUCGACGAUAUUGAAACUGGCCGACGUCGGAUCUCUGCCUCCGGCUACCAUUCGCGACGAGCGGGGUUCCGCGGACCGAUCUCGGCUCGACGCGUACCGCGAGUGGAAAGGGGUACGGUAUCGAGGAGUCGCGUCGAAGGAGGAGGAUCAACCGGGAUUUUUCUGUGCAACUGUUCGCGAGGGAACUGGGAGAGUGACUCGAAAGUGGGGAGGUCCGAGUGACGGCUACAGUGUUCUCUAAUGGAUUCUCGUGUAACAGGAACUCGAUUGCCCCGACGAUGAUCGUUAAUUAAUCGAUCUUGGACGUUACGAGAAUCAAGGAUCUUUCGAACUUUCUUCUGUUACGAAGUAACCUUCGAACAGAGCCCUCCAACAACCCCUUAAGUCGUCGGGAGCUUUCUCCGCGAAAGGCACCCUCUGAAUCGAGUUCGCGGACAUUCCGGGAAGAGAGACGCGCGUGGGUGGUCGUUCCCGCGAUUAGUGUUUCCUGGUGCUAGACUGGAGCUGUAUUUGCCGUACGCACCACUGCCGGGGGGUGGCGGAAUCCUCCCGGCGGUGAGCAGCGGGCCAGGUUCGGGAGGGUGUCGUCCCGUGCUGUUGGGUGGCGUCGAUCUGUCGAUGUCGGCGGCGGUGCAGCCGGUCGCGACGCUGCCGACGCUGCCGAGCGGCGGUCCCGCGUCGCACAAUCCUCUCCACCAUACACCCGUGGGACUUCCUCUGCCUCCUCUGGGGUCUGCGCCCGUGAUGAUGCCGCGACCACCGACCACCGCCAUGCCGCCAUUGGGACCGUCUCUGCCACCCGCGCACCAGGACGCCGACUUGGCGGAGGCUGCGCCCAACCAGGACGUCCUGCUUGCUCUCCUCGCCAGGAACAAGAACCUGGAAGAACGGAAGAUUGAAACACCAAGCUGUUUUCCGAUCAAGGAAGAACCCUCGAUACCGAAGUGCGGCGGGUGCCAAGAAGCAAUUUUGGACAAAUACGUGCUGAGGGUUCUCGAGAGGUGUUGGCACGCGAGGUGUCUCACGUGUCGAGACUGCGGUGCAAGGUUGACCGACAAGUGCUUCGCGAGGAACGGCCAUGUUUUCUGCAAGGACGACUUCUUCAAGCGUUUCGGGACGAAAUGCGCGGGCUGCGGCCAAGGAUUGGCGCCGUCGCAAGUCGUACGAAGGGCACAGGAACUGGUCUACCAUCUCACCUGUUUCUCCUGCGCCCUUUGCUCUCGGCAGCUGGACACCGGUGACGAGUUCUACCUGAUGGAGGACAGAAAGCUCGUCUGCAAGCCCGAUUACGAGCAGGCGAAGGCGAAAGAGUUGGCUGACGGAGGAAGCAUAGAUGGCGAUCAACCCAACAAGAGGCCGAGGACGACCAUCACGGCCAAGCAACUGGAGACUCUCAAACUAGCGUACAACACCAGUCCCAAACCGGCGAGACACGUGCGAGAGCAACUGUCUCAGGACACAGGACUGGAUAUGCGCGUUGUUCAAGUCUGGUUCCAGAACAGAAGAGCGAAGGAGAAGAGACUGAAGAAAGAUGCGGGCAGAACGAGAUGGUCCCAGUAUUUCCGCAUGAAAGGAACGGGGGCUGGUGGACAUUCACCUAGGCACGACAAGCUUCUCGACAAGGACGAGCUUAAGGUCGACCUGGAUUCUACCUUCAGUCACCACGAUUUGAGUAACGACAGUUACGGAACGGUGGUGAACAUGGGAUUGGAUGGCGAAGGCGCGAGUCCAGGUGGAGGCGGGAACGGCGCAGGCGGGGGCCCUCCUCGCGGUUAUUUAGGCGCAACGACUCCCCCUUAUCUCUCAACGUCCAGAUCACCGUCCUUACCACCUCAAUUUCCAUAUCCACCGGAUGCUGGCCUCUCCGUCUACACCACCCUUGGUGGCGCAGGGAGCAUGGUACCAGGUCCAGCGUCGGAUUUGAGCAACGAAUCGAGCGGGGGUGGCGGAGGUGGCGGCGGCGGAGGCGGUGGCGGAGGUGGUUACCCAGACUUUCCACCCUCGCCUGAUUCAUGGCUCGGGGAACCACCGCCACCACCCCACGCUCACCACCAUUCCCACUACGCCACAUAACCCGGCAGAGCCACGGGUCGCCAGAUACCGUUUGGAAGAACGGAACGGCACAAGGCGUUCACCUGACAACCCCGUCGGCGAAGGACUCGUUCGAAAGACUACACGAGCCCUCCAACGGACCAGCCUGUCCACCUUCGUCCAUCCUCGACGUCGCAUCCUCGAGGCAGGAGCUCCAGGGGAUAUCGGUGUUCCGAUCGCGCCAUCGACGGAUCCGUCUACGCGCGGGGAUCGAUCGAGAGCCUCGAUCGAGGAACGACCCCUGCCGCGGAGUCGUUCUACGCCACGCUAACCACCGUCCCGGCCGGUUUCCCGUCAUCGGAUCGAUUGCCAUGAUUGUCGUUGGAACGUUACGUUCAUAGCGAGCAUACGAUUACGCAUUCGAUAGCACGAUUAAUCUAAAUAUAUUUAUGUACAAGUUCCUCGUUUCCCGGUACUAUGGAGUUUAAUGGUCGAUUCAAGAAAUACCUAGAGGAUAGUUUAGACGUGUCGCGAGCCGGACGUUCGUUGGAACCGAUAUGCUUCGCGGAAGAACGAUGAUCCGUCGAUUUAUUCGUCGAACGAAUCCCGUGGAAAUUAUUAACAGAGAAUUUCGUCGACUGCGCUUCAUCGAUGGUAUUAUUUUUGACGGGAAGUCCUCGUAAUUAAACGUAGAAAAUGUAUGUCGCGGUCAAUGUCAGUGUCGAUCGAAACUGAUGUCCGUCAAUACUACACGGUUGAAAAGUUUCCGUUAACGUACACGAAUUAAACGUUGCAAAUAAUGCUCGACAUCUGUUUUACGUUGAACUAACGCCCAGAUCAAUUUUUAUUUCGCGUUCAUUUUUAAAUAACACGAAGAAUAUAUUAGAACAUUUAACUAAUGAAUUUUUAUACGAAGGAACAGAAAGUUUUCAACUGUGUAGAGAAUUCUGGUCGACGAAAUCUGUGUGGAUCACUUCCAUGGGGUUCGUGGAGAACACCCUCGAGACAGCUCGAUGGAACAGCGUCGAAUCGGUCGAUUUUCAUUUUCGUAGGGAAUUCCGUCGAAUCGACCGUGCUUCGGCAGACAUCGUUUACCAAAGCGAACGUCAACGUGGACACGUUUCUGUGGUAUACCGCGCUUACAUGACGUUACAAGUUUCAGGUGUCAUUUAUUGUAAAUAGUUCAGAUUAGAUUCUAUCGUACUCCAAUAAGAGAUGAGAAGAAGACGAGGAGGAUCGGCGUACAAUGAUCUCGGCGCAAGCGACGCUGUCCGCUGAACGAAACUCGAAAUUGAAAUUCAAGAAAGCAGCCUCAGCACCGAUUUUGCAAACUAACGCGUCAAUUCCCGUGAUAAAAAGUUACCUGACUGCUGAUUUGGUAUACUUAUGGCUUGCAUGAAUAUUGAAAACAUAAGUGCACUCAUUCAGCGUAUAUAUUUUCUAUAUUCAGGUACGACAUAACUGCGGAAAAUCGGUACUUUUGUGAAAUAUAUUUCACAUACGUUGCAUUAGGCGCAGAAAUUAAUUUUUUGCCUUUAUAUUCAAUCGUCAAAGAAUCGUCAUUCUGGUAUUAUAUGUUGACACGUGAGCAAGUUUGGUUGCCUAUCAAUAGGCGUAUGAUCGCUGACAUUUACCGACCGACAGGAUAUUAACACUUUACCGACCGGUAGCGGUUCAACAUCAUAUGCCCUUCUCACCGGCCGCUCGGCAGCAGAUCUUCCCUGGCACCGGGAAUUGUAUAAAAAUACGAGAGCUUACAGAGCAAAGCAACUUGUAUCUCAAUUCAAAGUAACAAAUACUUGCUAGUUACCAUAGCAGUUACCGGUCGGUAAAGUGUUAAUCGUCUGUUUGUGGAAGAGGCACAGAAUUAAUUUCUACACCUGAUGCAUAUCGUUUCGAUAUAUAUCAUACAUCACGAAUGCGUAAAAUCCGCAAUUUACUCGGAAGAAAUAUUUGGCGCGACAUUGUUUCAAAUUUAAUGCCUCAGAGUUACCAGCGUCGCGACCAAAUCAGAAGCAACCUCCCUCUAUUUCCUCCGCGUGCCGCUCGGUGGCUCACGCGUGUUCGGGACGUCGCGUCGCGGAGGAAAGACGCGUUAGGUCGUUUCGUGUACGUCGAAUAUUGGUUCUCCGAAUCACAGGUGCGUUCGAAAGUCGUUCUAAUAAGACGUGAUAUUCGAUUGUAAUCGAGUGACAAGAAAACGGGUGUGAAUCAUCGACAUUUUACCAACAAAAGUUUACUUUCAAUCGGUGGACAAUUCGGUCGCUCGACGGACACUGCGCCUGCGCACGACGGUCAGCGUGUUCGGCUGUUCAUUUUGGGACAAGAAAUCGCGUAGUUUGCACCACGAGGCACUCUUAAAAGUAUCCCGUGUCAUUCCUGCGUCAUCGAUAUCAGCAUCCCACCAGUUGUCAAUCGAACGUGACUUUUCCUUUUGCAAUUAAUUUGGACGAUCGCUGCCCGAUUUCGCCGGCGUCCACGAAACCGUUGAGCCAACAUGGCGGCUGGUAUCAGGGACGAAAUUCGAAUCGCGCCGUUUAUUCGAUCCAAGAGUUUUUAGUUGACCACGACGAAAUAUUUUAAUCUACGUUUCGAAUUUUAAUCGAAUUUAAUAGCGUUUCCGUAUCGUUGGCGAAAUCGAGCGGCAGUGAAUUAACUUUUACGUCGGUCGAUCGAUUCAAUGGCGCUACAAUUCUGGUCCUUGAUCUUUACCGAAACGUUCGAUUGCACGGUUGACACUUUACGGACGGUGACGUGAAUUUAUCUUUACAAACUCGUGUAAAUACUCUCUUGACUGAUAUUCGUGAUCGACGAAUCGUUUCCUUUCUUUUCUUGUUCGAUUAAGGGAAAUUACUCGUUUACGUCCUCUGUCCGUAAAGCAUCGACGAUUUCGAAUAAUCAAAGCCAUUACGAUGUCAAUUGUGCCCUCGUUUCAAUGCAUACACGCGUGUCAUGUAUAAAUUGUAUGUGUGUGUACGCGCGAGACCACGUAUUCGCGGAAACACGACUAGAUGUAGAAGGAUACGAUAAUCAAAAGCGCGAGGUUCGAUCGAUAGCAGUCUCCUGACUUCGCCUGUGUAACAUGCAGCAGGGAUGUUCGAUUCUUUUAAACGUAAUUGAUUUAUAUCGAAAUAUCCAAUUAAACAGCUUGCAAGCUUAGAAGUUCUAAGCAAAACAUAUUGGAAGAACGAAAUCUACGCGAGAAACAGGUAGCAAUUUCCUCGAUAAAAUCGAUUCGGAAUCGAGCAUUCCUAUGCAUACAGGGUGUCUCAAAAAUGUUGUAACACCUUGAAAGAGGUGGUUCAGGAGGUGAUUUGAAACAACUUUUUCCUUAGCGAAAAUGUUGUCAGAGGCUUCGUUAAGGAGAUAUUAAGCGAAAACCCCGACCAAUCAGAGCGCGAGUAUGCCGGUGGACCGCCCAUGGUAGCGUAUGAGCGCGCCCGCCUAGCGCGUAGCCACGCCUAUUGCUGGCGCUCCAACGGUAUACACGCGCUCUGAUUGGUCAGUGUUUUCCGUUAAUAUCUCCUCAACGAAGCCUCGGACAACAUUUUCGCUAAGGAAAAAGUUGUUUCAAAUCACCUCCCCAACCACCUCUUUCAAUGUGUUACAACAUUUUUGGGACACCCUGUAUACGGUAAUUUGAGGCGCACUUCAGCCGGUUGUACGUCGUCAAGUUUCGCACGCGUCCCUUGCUUCGUUCGCGGCAACGUUCACGCGAUCCAACGCUUUUGAAACUAUUUUUUCAAAAACUGUGCGCCUCGUAUUAUCUGAACGGAUUGUGCCAUGAGAACAAGGACCGAGACAAAGGAAAGAUAUCACUGUAGAAUUGUAUAUACAUCGUCCCCCGGUCGUUUUAACCACGACAAUUCGAUUACUCGAGACAGAGUGAGCGUCGUGAAGGGUAGCAGGUGCGUUCGGACAGGUACUGCUCACUAAUCCGCUCUGUGAGCACUCUCGACUUCUGAAUUUUUUGCGUCUAAAACAUGGCGACCACUCAAAGAAUGAAUAAUAUUACAAUGUAAUGUUAUCUGCGAGCGGGUGAGCUUAUGGAUUUUUUGAUUCCAAACUUGGCGACCGCUCUCUGAUGCUAUUGGCUGCUACCAGUGAGCAGUUGCCAUGUUGGGAACGUAUAUUUGUGGUUUGCUCGCUCUGUGAGCGCGCUCACAUAACAGCUCGGUGAGCAGUGGUCUUUCUGAAUGCAACCAUUGUUUCGUCGUGUGAAAGAAUUGAAUGUUGUACAGUUACGAAAACCGAAUACGUGCUCCUCACCGGGUUUCGCAAAAAGAUAAAAUGAGAAAGAGAAAAAGAUUCGCGUGACUGGCGCAGUUCAUAACUUCAUCGACACGAGUUACUACGGAUCUUUAUAUUAUUAUCUAGUCAUCGAGUGAUAAUAAAAAUUCUAUCAUAAUCUACAUCGCAGCGUGCUUUUUCUUCGACCGAUUCAAUCGUCUGCAUUCAACGAGACAUCGUACAACAACAAGGCAAACUCGUGGUUCCACUCGAAUCCCAGCCCCCGAUGCAGUUCCUGUUGCAGCUGCGGGCGCCACGUGCUCAAGCUCCUAUCACUGAGGCAGCUUAUAUCCCCUUGAGUGCUAAAUACUCGUGGGUCAAAGCGAUCCAUGCGUUGUGGACGGAAUUCUUUUGGAAUUAAUUAUUACACCGAAACAUCGACCUGUAAAUCCUAACUCGAAAAUGAAUCUAAAUAUUUGAACUUAACUAAUACGCUGCGGAUCUUUAUCCAAAAUAAUAUCUGCACGUAGGAAAAUUGACCCAGGAAAAUUGAUCUUAACACUUUAUGUACCGGGAGCCUAUUUAUAGGCUUUUUAAUUGCAGUAUUUAGUUAUUUGAAUUUAUUUACUGUGUUGACGGUUGUCUACGAACAAUGUUUAAUGUCUGGUUAGAGACUUGGCUUCCAAUGUGCCUAGUAACAGUAUGAAGGAAUUAUUGUCAGCCUAGAUUGGCAUAUGCUACUGUAGAAUAUUGUUUUUUGAAUUAAAGUCUACUUCUAAAUAGCCCGGUAGAUAAAGUGUUAAAUAAGAAUUUAUAUUACUCUAGAAAUAUUAUGAUACGAACUUUACUUUCAAUACACUUUUGUAUUAUUGUAUAUUCAAAUUUCCUAUAAGUGCAUAAAUAAUUCGCAGUCUAGUAACAAAUAUAACAGAAUGAUUCCGAUAAUUGUAUCUCGAGUAGAAGAUGGAGAAGAUCGGUAACGCGUAUGUGGGUUCAAAGAGUUGCGGGCAGAUCGUUGGACGAUCUCGGGGAUCUAUCAGCGGGUUUCCGCGAUCCAGGUAUCGGGUCGAGCGCGAUAUCGAUUCAGGCGGGCUCUCACUCGCGCGGACGCGGGGCUCGCGUAUUUAUAGAUGACACAUUUAGGCCAGAACCGAGUUUGAACUAUCUUUAUUUUGGCAGGCGGCUCUCCAGCCCCUCGUCGCCUGCUCGACACUAGCCUGGCCCGUAAUUAAAGCCACGGAAUCGUCUUUAAACGCGAACCAGCCAGCGAUUGUUAAUUUCGCGCUGGUUAGAGUCAACCUUUAGGCCAACGUUGGGCCACGAAUCAGGAUCAGACUGGCGGAGGCUUGGCCGGUUAUUUCGGGUCGCUUGCGGCAUUGCGACACGGAUAAUGGUACCUUUGCCGGGCCGCGCUCGUCAGGUUCGUGUUCGUCUCGCGCGGAAACCUAUGUGAUCGAUUUCGAAGUUCGCUGAUUCGUUUUGAGGGUACACUCGAGAGUAGAUAAAAACUUUGAUUCAUUGGGAGGUCUUCCCUAGGAGGGUGGAAAAAUUAGGGGCCUUGUGGACUGCGAACAUGGUGGCAAGGCAGUAUAAAGUAGUUUAUGAGGAAUCUCCCGAAGAUAAGAAGAAUUUUUAAUAUCAAAUUCUGCCCUAUAUUUCCAUCGAUAUUCGACCGCGGCAUGGCGCUAAAAUGUCCAAGAAGAAGAAAAGAAGUCGAGGGAGACGAAUCUCUUUUUACGCUUUCGGCGGGACGACGACAAAAGACUCGAAGACGGUUUUAUUUUCGGAAUACGUCUGAAAACGGAGGUGGAGGCACUUGGUGGGUCCUGAUACUACGGUGAACAGACUGCGCCGAACUAGACCCGAAUUAGAUAAAACUUUUAAAAAGGAUCAAAAUGAAACUCGACUUCUAUUUACGGAACGACGAUCGCCCAAGACCAAAACAUCGGUUCGGUAAGAGUCUGGAUUAGCAGUUCGACCCUUUCACCACUGGACCAUUAUGCAUCCUGCCAGAUGUGUUAUUAUUUGACUUAUUGCGCUCAAAAGAAGAGUGACCGUUUUUGAUGCUGCAAUUCGGAGUGAAAAUGGCAAGAAUGGAAACAAUAUUAUGGAAUGACGCACAGAGUUGCCGUCAUCUGGUAAGGUGGAGGGUGGUUGUGUAAGUAAUCAAUACUGGAGAGCAGAUAUGGUGGCAUGGACCGAAACAGGAGCACGCAGUUCGUGCUUCAAGCUUCAAUCGAAUCCACAGUGAGUCUGACCAGUGAGUGCUCACCUACGAAAUGGACUGUAAACGGUGCCCCAGACGCUCGUCCUGGUCGGCGACGAAGGACUGUUUUGUUGAUGAUUGGAAUAUCCGUAGCCGGCGAAAAACAUAUUGCGACAAUUGUUCCUCAUCGAAACGCUUAAAAAUACUAUCCAAUAUUCGUACAAAACAACAUGAAAACACUUUGGCACGUAUAUUUGGCACAGAAUUGUUGGUCUACCUCAAGGUAGAGUUUCAAGCGAGCAUAUCGUCAACGUCAACGAAUCCUCCCCAUCAGUCUUAAGAACCACCGUCGAAAGGGUAUUGGAAGGAUAC
This is a messenger RNA of Hylaeus volcanicus, 10366 nucleotides long. RefSeq names its product LIM/homeobox protein Lhx3 (gene Lim3). The record is from RefSeq and is a predicted model, not a curated record. Gene Ontology annotation, molecular function: DNA-binding transcription factor activity, RNA polymerase II-specific; RNA polymerase II transcription regulatory region sequence-specific DNA binding. The coding region runs from base 2146 to 3600 and encodes 484 amino acids. Gene Ontology annotation, biological process: neuron differentiation; regulation of transcription by RNA polymerase II. Lineage: Eukaryota; Metazoa; Arthropoda; Insecta; Hymenoptera; Colletidae. Gene Ontology annotation, cellular component: nucleus. The transcript is spliced from 15 exons.